Arctia plantaginis is the source of this 216-nucleotide messenger RNA. NCBI's taxonomy places the organism in Eukaryota, Metazoa, Arthropoda, Insecta, Lepidoptera, Erebidae. The record is from the annotation of a GenBank genome assembly.
AUGUGGUGGUUUAUAUUUAUUUGUGUUAUAAACGUUAAAACAUUUGGAGUUUUAGCGUCGAAUAGCAGUGUCAAGGCUUCUGAAUCCAUAUGUUCGCUCAAGCAGUUCCAAUGCACCAAUGGCAAGUGCAUACCAAGAAUGUGGGUGUGCGACCUGGAACGGGACUGCGAAGACAAUUCGGAUGAAGAAAUUGAAGAAUGCAAAAAAGGUCAGUGA